Molecule: messenger RNA, 452 nt
Organism: Propithecus coquereli (Coquerel's sifaka)
Lineage: Eukaryota; Metazoa; Chordata; Mammalia; Primates; Indriidae
Product: E3 ubiquitin-protein ligase TRIM4-like
Exons: 2
Source: RefSeq, a predicted model, not a curated record
UAUGUGUGUUUCUGCUGGCAGGAGAAACUUCUUAAGUCUCAGUGUAGUCUCACAGCCAAGAUGAAGAAAGCCAUGCAGUUACAGGACAUGGAAGCGAAGAAUACUACAAAGUGGAAGGUGCAGAUAAAGAAUCAGCGAAUGAGAAUCAGUACAGAGUUUUCAAAGCUGCACGACUUCCUGACUGAAGAAGAGCAACUGUUUCUUCAGAGACUGAACAAAGAAGAAGAAGAGACAAAGAAGAAACUGAAUGAGAACAUGUUAAGGCUCAAUGAAACAAUCAUUUCCUUGAGGAAGCUCAUCAUAGAGAUCGGGGAGAAGAGCCAGGGCUCCACCCUGCAGUUGCUCCAGGUGAGACAGGCACAGGAGGGGAUAAUCUCCCUCUUUAUGGAGUUGUUAGUUAACAUCACUGACUGAACUCCUUCUUGUCUUUAGAGCUGAAUGCCGUUUGUGGU